GCGCAAUGCUCGGGCCGUUCGAAGAGUUGGACGCAUUGCAGCAGACGAUCUGGAUGGACCUCGCCAACGCCGCCCACAACCACCUCACCCAAGAAGGUUCACACCGGUCUUGCCACUGGAGCCAUUCUCGCCGUGAUCGUCGGCUCCAUGUGCAUCGGAAUUGGCAUUGCAACGGCGGCGCUCCGAUGAGCUAUUUCGAUGAUGACCACCUCACCGAUCCUGUCCUGCUGGACCGCUGGGAAGACAACGACGCAUGGGACCGAGCCUACGAGGAAGCCACAGGGAAA
Mesorhabditis spiculigera is the source of this 287-nucleotide messenger RNA. The record is from the annotation of a GenBank genome assembly. Lineage: Eukaryota; Metazoa; Nematoda; Chromadorea; Rhabditida; Rhabditidae.